This is a messenger RNA of Neohortaea acidophila, 1255 nucleotides long. RefSeq lists its product as uncharacterized. NCBI's taxonomy places the organism in Eukaryota, Fungi, Ascomycota, Dothideomycetes, Mycosphaerellales, Teratosphaeriaceae. The coding region runs from base 238 to 1215 and encodes 325 amino acids. Gene Ontology annotation, molecular function: quinone reductase (NADPH) activity; zinc ion binding. Gene Ontology annotation, cellular component: cytoplasm. The record is from RefSeq and is a predicted model, not a curated record. The transcript has 2 exons. Gene Ontology annotation, biological process: cellular response to oxidative stress.
CCAGGAACCACAUCCGAGCCGAGGACGGUACUUCUCAAUUGAAAAAUCUCCUCUUUCAACACAUCCAUAAUUGCUUCAAAACAUCUUCACCCUCAACUUUGUGAAUGUCCCUCUCGACCAGACUCGCUUCUCGUCUCUCCGCCUCCACUCGCCGCAUCACCGCCGUCUCCUCCCACCUCUCCGCCUCGCCAAUCUCCAAUUCCAACAUCAGAACCAUGGCCUCCGUCCCGAAAAACUAUGAAGGGCGUGAUCAUUGAGAAGAAUGGCGGCCCGGAAGUCCUCCAAUACAAGACCGAUGUCCCCGUCCCAGAAGUGAAGCAGAACCACAUCCUGGUGAAGAACGACUACAUCGGCAUCAACUUUAUCGACACCUACUUCCGCUCCGGCCUCUACCCCGUCCCCCACUGGCCCUACACCCUCGGCCGCGAAGCAGCCGGCACAGUCGUAGCCAGCGGCGGCGGCGAAACGCACGGCAUGAAAGAAGGCGACCGCGUGCUCUGGAUGGCCGAAGCAGCCUACGCAGAGUACACCGCGGUUCCCGCCGCCAAAGCCGUCAAGCUGCCCGCCGACCUGUCCGAGAAGAUUGGCGCCGCGGCGCUGCUGCAGGGUCUCACGGCGCUGACGCUCAUUCGGGAAUCGCACCGUGUUAACAAGGGCGAUUGGGUGCUUGUGCAUGCUGCUGCGGGCGGGGUGGGACUUUGGCUGUGCCAGUUGCUGAAGGCUGUUGGCGCUAAUACUAUUGGGACGGCGUCGACGCAGGAGAAGAUUGAUCUCGCGACGAAGUAUGGGGCUACGCAUAUGAUUAAUUACAGCAAGGAGGACGUCAAGACGAAGGUGAUGGAGUUGACGGGGGAUAAGGGUGUUGCCGUCGUGUACGAUGGCGUGGGCAAGGAUACCUUCGAUUUGUCGCUCGAGUGCGUGGCGCGCUUGGGGAGUAUGAUUUCUUUUGGCAAUGCGUCGGGUGCGCCGGCGCCGGUCACGUUGGCGAGGCUGUCGCCGAAGAAUGUGCGGUUGAUGCGGCCGACGCUGUUCAACUACCUCGUCACGCGGGAGGAGUUUGAGCAUUGGUCGAAUGAGCUGUUGGACGUCAUGGUGAAGCACAAGAUUGAUGUGCGGAUCCAUGAGGUGUAUCCAUUGAGCGACAUCAAGAGGGCGCAUGAGGAUUUGCAGGGCAGGAAAAGCACGGGUAAGUUGGUCUUGGACCCCACGAAAUAGAUAUAUAGCGUACAUCGGAAUGUACAUAUUCGUGCAACAU